AUGUCUUUCACCCUGAAGGGAGUUGCAUACAUUACCGGUGCCGGCUCCGGCAUUGGACAAUUCACAGCAUAUGCUCUUGCAAGGCAAGGCGUACGAUCAUUUGCUUUAGUCGACCGCAAUCCCUGUUCGACAACAGUCAGCGAACUGAAGAAGAUCUCAACUGAGAUCUCAGUCCAGUCUUUUGAGCUAGAUGUUACGAGCGAAAAGGCAAUCGACGAUAGUGUCAAAAAGACAGUCAAAGAAUUUGGACGACUAGAUUAUGCGGUCAACAACGCGGGCAUAGGCGGUCCCAUCAAAACAUCAGACCAAGUAUCCAAAGAAGACUUCGAAAAGGUUCUUGCUGUGAAUACGACUGCAGUGUGGCAAUGCCAGCGCGCCCAAAUUCGCCAAAUGCUGAAACAAGAGAAAAUGUCGGACUCGUACCGGUCUUAUCGUGGAUCCAUUGUCAAUGUGGCGUCCAUGUAUGGCCUGGUCGCACCACCGCUCAAUGUCCCAGCAACCUCAUACGCUACAAGCAAACAUGCAGUUGUUGGCCUGACCAAAGCAGAUGCGCUUGCUUUCGCGCAUAAAGGCAUCAAAAUCAACGCAAUAGCCCCGGGCUAUGUGCUGACGCCUCUGGUCCAGAAAUCCAUGAGUCAAGGCGACAUGAUAGAGACGGAAAGAAUGAAAGUUCCCAUCCAUCGCUAUUCGGAGAUGGAGGAGAUUGGCGAUUGCAUAGCGUUUCUGCACUCGGACGCGGCUAGCUACAUGAUUGGCGCCACCUUGGUGGCUGACGGCGGAUACAGUGUCUUGUAA
Exserohilum turcica Et28A is the source of this 795-nucleotide messenger RNA. RefSeq lists its product as uncharacterized. Bases 1 to 795 code for a protein of 264 amino acids. Lineage: Eukaryota; Fungi; Ascomycota; Dothideomycetes; Pleosporales; Pleosporaceae. The record is from RefSeq and is a predicted model, not a curated record. Gene Ontology annotation, molecular function: oxidoreductase activity, acting on the CH-OH group of donors, NAD or NADP as acceptor. The transcript is spliced from 2 exons.